This is a messenger RNA of Penicillium salamii, 2892 nucleotides long. The record is from the annotation of a GenBank genome assembly. NCBI's taxonomy places the organism in Eukaryota, Fungi, Ascomycota, Eurotiomycetes, Eurotiales, Aspergillaceae.
AUGCCCUUGAUCAUGGAGGAGGGUAUCAAUGUGGAUGACCUCUUUGGGGAGCCCAACUCCUUGGAGCUGGGCCUGCCGUCCGCCUCUCCCAUCAAAGGGCUAGCACAAUGUUUAGAUGAAAUGCGCCUACUAGGCUGCUGCCAAAAAAUUGCAUGGUCACGAUUGGGCUGUAUUGCGUCCAUCUCCUCGGACAGGCUCCGAGUGAUUGUGCGCUUUCUCCAGUGCCGUCCCUCAGAUGGCAAAUGGGUGCUGGGAGAAGAAUCGCCCCUGACUCCAGUCAUGGAAGCCCACAACGGGAACCAACUGGCCCAUCUACUAUGGAACGAGACUGGCUCGGACCUGGCUGUCGUCGACUGCUCGGGUCGCAUCUCCAUAUAUUCCAUCUCAAUUGCACUGAACAGCAUCACAGGUCUGCGACAAGCAGCAUUUGAUUCCGGUGAUGAUGGAAGCCAAGUCGUGGGAAUGAUGUGGCUCAACUCCCAACGCUCAAUUCACUCCUUUCACCAAGGAGCCAAGGUCAAUGGACGGUGGGCAUACUCGCCAUUUCGGCGACGACCUAUCGGGCCUUUCCACCCCAUCAAUAAAGGCGCCUUGCUCAGCGUCACUAGGGCCGGCCAGAUGAAGUUGAUAUAUCAGAACCCCGACAGCAAAUGGGCCGAGCUGCCUAUUGAACUUAACAAUACAGGAUCAUCAGAAAUGCUGUUGACACAUGCGUCCAUGACUGCCACACAAGCCGGCAUCCUGCUCGCAACAUACUCUGCAUGUCAGAAGCUGUGCCUGUACAGGGUUCAGGUAACCUGGAACCCACCGCAGUGGGACCCAUCGCAGGCCAAACAGCCAGGCCAAUACCCUGUUCCCAGUGUCCGUUUGAUCCACUGCAAGGUAGAUAUGCCAAGCAACAUAUUGAAUAUCAACCGUGGCCUCGACCACCCAGAUCUCUCGUCACAAUUCUCGAACACCGUGUACUCAUUAACACGACUGGAGAUCAUGCCGGGACAGGUAGAGAGCCCUCCUGGGUCUUCAGCCAAUCCUUGGAUCCUGGCUAUCUUCUCGAAACCUAUACAUGCUCCACAUGAAUACCAAGAGCAGGUUGGUCCAUCGAGUGUCAUUGUUAGAUGGCACUUGGAAUCCGCGCCGCAGAUCCUUCAUCCCAAGUUCGAUGAAGUGGCGUUGAAAAAAGGCAACACUCAAGCAAAGCCCCAAAUGGAAUUGCGCCGGCUGGAAGAUAUCCAUUGUGACAAGUACAUCGUAUCAGCCGAGUUGGUGGAAUAUGGAACAGGAUUGGCCAUCACCCACGAGGACGGCUCAAUAACUUGCUAUGAUACGAGGACGAUGGUUCCUUUCAGCGGGAAUGAAGAUUCAAGCACAGUGACGUGCUUAGCCCAAGCGGGCUAUCAGUAUCCGGUCGAACAAUCAGGUCUCCAUAUUACCUUCUCCCCUAAUUCCUGUGUUGCCGUCACACUGGACAGUGACGGACAGACGCAGCUGAGAGUGAUGGAGCACUCCUUCGGUUCCACAGAAGGUGUUUACGAUGAGAGUAUGUGUUUUCAGAGCUGGUUCUCCGGCCCCGAGGCUAAUUCAAAAACAGACAAAUUUUCAGCUGCCGUUGCGGCCUUGACAUUAGCAUUCUGUCGGGGAUGUGGAGGGGAUUCUAAUACGGACGACAUCGUCAUGGUUUCCCUCAGACAACUAUCACCAGAGGCCCAAGUCACAUUUAUCAGUGAAGUGUACCGCGCGCUGCCUGUCAAUUGUAAUUUUACUGCCGAACAGGACAAACUUAUGAGCCAUCCAUACAUACCCCGGUGUCUCAGCCUACAAGCCGCGCUCGGCUUUAAAGGCAAGCCAAAGCAGCGCAACCUGGCAUCGGCCGUGCCAUGGGCGAUUCUUCAGCUUCGCCAUGCCUCGGUCUUAUAUGCCUACUUCUUCCAGUACAACAAAGCUGGACAAAACGAAUCGCUCGAUCCAGAUGUUCUACGCAUGGUAUUAGGCAACACCAAGUGGACGCUGGAUUUCUCCCACUUCAUUCUCAAUGAAAUCAUCGACCUAGCAGAUGAAUUCGAAGACAGCUUCAACGACCCAGAAGCAUUCACUCAAAAACGUAAGUCUCAACCGACCCAAUGCACAAAUCCCAAUCUAACAACCGCAGUGAAAGGCACAAACUCACUCCCACUCCUAAUCCUCCUUUCCAGCAUGUCUCGAGCCUUCCUCCGCUUUACCUGUCGUGGCCUGCGCGGCGUCCACACCGGCUUCGCAACCGCAAACCCCGCCACCCUCCUAGGCGACUCCAGAAUCCUAUACACAGAGAUCUGCCAAACGAUUGAAUCCUCACCAGUCCGCAUAGACGUCUACGAAAAGUUCCUCGCAGGCGUAGACUCAGCCGUGAAACACGCCUACCAAGGCGCAGGCUUCGGCGACGCCGAAAGACCAGGUCCAGAAAAGGAACUUCUCGUGAACGCACGCAUCCCACCCGUUCUCACGACCGCCGUGGCAACCCUGCUGCGACAAACAGUGCCGGCGCUGAAGUCCGAGAUCAACCGUAUGGCCAUCUACCUGGGUGACUAUAGCUGGCUUGGGUUUGGGAAUGAUCGGCGGACUGCGUUGUAUCGGAAACAGCGGGAGGUGGACAUUCUCAAGAAAUGUCCAUUGAGACCGCCUUUGCCGCUGGGUAGUGAUGGGCGUAUGGCGCCGCUUAAGAAGCGGAGGUGUGCGCGGUGCUGUGAGGUUUCUGGGGAUACGAAUUUGCCUAGGUCGCUUUCGUCGUUUAAGAUGAUUGCCAAGUUGGGAUUGUUGAGGUCUUGUCUUUGUGGGGGGAUGUGGAUCCUUCAGACGGAUGCUGGGGAGAUGGGGAAUCUGGGUGUGAAUGGGGUUGGGAAUGGAGAUGGUCAGAACUAG